GGGAUAUCUAGGAAAUUUCAAGGAAAAAUCGUUAUUGUUUUCCCUUGCCAAAAAUCUGGGAAAUCCAGGAUGAAGUGGAAAAUAAAAAUAAGUGAACUUCACUUCGCGAUUAGUUUCUCCGAAAUAUUUGGGAAUUGAAUAAAGAUAGCUCAUUUCUCCAUACACAAAAGGUUCUCACACUUUUUUCCAUUAUCUCCCCUGAAUUCCUAGAUAUUGUGAAAACGAAAUGAAGCUGACGACUGAUUCCUAAAAAAUUGAACUUCUAUCGGAAGGAAUUCUGGGAAAUUCCCCUAGAUCCUAGAAAAAUUCCAGGGGAAAAAUUGAUUUUCGAACACAACAAUGAUGCUCUUGCAACAGUAGUAAACUAUUGUUACUGGCUAUUUUUGACUAUUUUUAAAAAUUCCGAGCAACUUUCAGACUUGAGCCGAAAAAUACUAUUUUGAGGUUAGAUCUUCCACUCGGACUCUCCGAAAAUCGACUCUUGACAUUUGAGAAAGUGGACUUACGUAAUUUCUGAUAGGAAGGUUAAUCAUCGGGUCAGCGUGUGAGAAAUUAGGGCCGUAGGAGCAGGCCAUAUCGAACAUAAAUCGGGUAAACAAAUAAAUGAAAAAAAUAUGCCUGACAAUCAGAAGAAGCCGUUCUACGUUGGCGCCAUUGAUGAAGGUACCAGCAGUGCUCGAUUUUUGAUCUUUGACGUUGCAAAAAGAAGAGUAGUGACGUCCCACCAGACCGAGAUAAAGCAAAAAUUCCCUCAAGAAGGAUGGGUGGAGCAGGAUCCGAAGGAGAUUCUCGGUGCAGUAAUAGAAUGCAUCACGAAGGUGAUGGAGAAACUGAAGGAUCUGGGGAUUAACAGUUCUGAUAUCAAGGCUGUGGGCAUUACGAAUCAGAGGGAAACGACUGUUGUGUGGGAUAAGAAGACUGGGGAGCCCUUGCACAAUGCUAUAGUUUGGCUCGACAUGAGAACCACGACGACUCUCGAAGACGUCAUGGAUCAGAUACCAAACAAGACCAGAAACAAGAACUACCUGAAGCCCCUCUGUGGCCUCCCACUGUCUCCUUACUUCAGUGCUCUCAAAAUCAGAUGGCUCAUCGAUAAUGUUCCCAAGGUGAAGCAGGCAGUCGACGCUGAGAAUUGUGCUUUCGGGACUAUUGACACGUGGCUCAUAUGGAACCUGACGAACGGAAAGCUCCACAUAACAGACGUCUCCAACGCCUCCCGCACAUUACUGAUGAACAUCGAGACCCUAAAAUGGGACUCACUCCUCCUAAAAUUCUUCAGCAUUCCUGUCCACAUGCUCCCGGAGAUAAGAUCGAGUGCGGAAGUCUACGGGAAGAUCGCGAGCCCCAGCUGUCUGUCAGGAAUCCCCAUAUCCGGAUGUGUUGGUGAUCAGCAAGGAGCUCUCCUCGGUCAACUCUGCCUGAAGCCAGGCCAGGCAAAGGCCACCUACGGCACAGGUUGCUUCCUCCUCUACAACACCGGAACUGUAAAAGUCGACUCGACCCAAGGGCUAAUAACAACAGUUGCCUAUAAAUUCGGUAAAUCACCGGCAGUUUAUGCCCUCGAAGGUUCUGUUGCAGUUGCUGGGGCUGCCUUAUCCUGGCUGCGGGACAACAUGCAGCUAGUCAGCAACAUCGCCGAGACGCAGGUGUUGGCGGAACGCGUGAAGAAUUCUGGUGACGUUUACUUCGUGCCGGCUUUUUCGGGGCUGUACGCCCCCCACUGGCAGCAGGACGCGAGAGGUGUUAUCUGUGGUAUAACUGAGGACACGCAGCAGUAUCACAUAAUCCGGGCGGCUUUGGAGGCUGUCUGCUUCCAGACGCGGGACAUUCUGGAGGCCAUGGCCAAGGACUCUGGGACAAAAUUGUCGGCUCUACUCGUUGACGGAGGAAUGACUGUUAAUGAUCUCCUGAUGCAGCUCCAAGCUGACUUGACUGGGAUCAAUGUUUUCCGGCCGCACAUGGUGGAGUCGACGGCUUUGGGUGCUGCCAUAUUGGCGGGCAUCGGUGCGGGCUUGCUUGAUAUUUCAGAGGUCGAGCCUUCGCAGAUGACCAAGUUCAGUUCGGCUAUUGGAGAGGACGAGAGGGACCUGCGGUAUUCCAAGUGGAAGAUGGCGGUCGAGCGGUCCAUGAAGUGGGACCUUUCUUCGAGUCUAGAUUAAACUCGAGGGAUUGUUGAUUAAAGGGGGUUGAUAUUGUUGUACUUUAUUGGGUACUUAUGCAGACGUACUUCAAAGUUGUUGAUAUUACUUGAGCUUUUGAUAGUAAGUUGUGUAGGCGAUACAUGCGAAUUUGAGAUUUUUUCAGGGACGAAGUCUUUCAUUUAUUGCUCAACUGUUUUAAUGUAAGUACUUGAUUGUGCAAAAUUUUUUUGAAUUAAAUUAAUGAGAUUUUUUAUUA
This is a messenger RNA of Diachasma alloeum, 2397 nucleotides long. RefSeq names its product glycerol kinase 3 (gene Gk1). The coding region runs from base 615 to 2159 and encodes 514 amino acids. Gene Ontology annotation, cellular component: mitochondrion. Gene Ontology annotation, molecular function: glycerol kinase activity. The record is from RefSeq and is a predicted model, not a curated record. The transcript is spliced from 4 exons. Gene Ontology annotation, biological process: glycerol metabolic process; triglyceride metabolic process; glycerol-3-phosphate biosynthetic process. Lineage: Eukaryota; Metazoa; Arthropoda; Insecta; Hymenoptera; Braconidae.